AUGGAGAAUAACCAUUCUGCGAUGAUGGUUUUCUCUGAUCACGCAGUAGCUGAAAUUGAGAAAAAGAUUAUAGAAGCUUUUGAGGUGUUUGACCAUGAAUGCAAUAAAACUGCGGAUGUCAGAGAGGUUGGUUCAAUUGUCAGGUCACUGGGUUGCUUCCCAACUGAGGCGGAACUACAUGAACUGCUUGCAAAGGUAGAAGAAGAAGAACCGACCGGAUAUAUUCAUCUGGAAAAAUUUCUUCCAGUGAUGACAAAAGUACUGCUCGACAGAAGGUACCGGCCUAUUCCAGAAGAUGUUCUUCUACAUGCAUUUGAGGCUUUGGAUGAGAAUAAACGUGGAUAUAUUACUAAAGAGGAGCUGGUCAAAUAUUUGACUGAAGAAGGUGAGCCUUUUACUCAGGAAGAAAUGGAGGACAUGCUCUCCACAGCUCUAGAUCCAGAGACAAAUACUGUUCGCUACAGAGACUACAUUUCAAUGAUGAUAGUAGACGAAAGUUAAGAUCUUCCCCUAUAGUGUUUCAGAUGCCUUUUGGUAACAGCAGUGUAGCUUGGCAGUUAGUUGAAAUAUGUAUUUUAAAGUAUAACAAAGCUCGGCUUGUGACCUUGUGCUUAUAAUUAAA
Molecule: messenger RNA, 622 nt
Organism: Pygoscelis adeliae (Adelie penguin)
Lineage: Eukaryota; Metazoa; Chordata; Aves; Sphenisciformes; Spheniscidae
Gene: EFCAB2
Product: EF-hand calcium binding domain 2
Exons: 7
Coding region: 1-501 (166 amino acids)
Molecular function (GO): calcium ion binding
Source: RefSeq, a predicted model, not a curated record